CCCGGACUUCGGUACGCUUUCCAGCUCGGUUUUGCAGCGCGGGAUUGAGACCAGACUGAAGAAGAAGUGAGUGAAAGGUGGUCUGGCAGGUGUUUUUCACAAUUGCUGGAGUUUAUGUUCGGGGUCGAUGAAGUGUCAUAUCUAUGUACCACAAUAUGCAACAUCACAGUUGGUUAGCUCUGACGAGUCACAAAAUGCGCUUGUGCGUAGUGCGGAUGUACUGUUCUCCAGCCUCCAAGAGGCCUGAAGCAACUACAACAAUGGAAAUGGCUACAAAUGUUCUUUACCGCCUGUCAGAAUCUGGGAAGGUUUUGGGAAGAAACUCGCUUCAGCGAGUCUCUGCAGUCGCCAGAAGCUGGUGGGACAAAUAUGAGGAAUUCGUUGGACUCAAUGAAGUCCGAGAGGCCCAAGGAAAUGUGACUGAGGCUGAAAAAAGGUUUAUGGUGGCUCGCGGGAUCGUACGAGAAGCUCGUGAAAACUGGGAGGCCCAGCAGCUGAAACUGAAGGAAAUUCGGGAUCGUUUGGACCGAGUCUCUCGCGAUGACAUUCAGUACCUGGAACUGGCAACGUCAGAGCACAAGUUACUGCAGGAAGAGAAGAGAUACCGCACCACCUAUCUAACUGCUGAGGAAUCCGAGCGGGAGACUUUCUCUCUCUUCUCAGCUGCGGUGAGGGAAAGCCACGAAAAAGAACGAACAAGAGCUGAGAAAACAAAGAACUGGUCCAUUAUUGGCUCAGUGUUGGGGGCCGUAAUUGGGGUCCUGGGUUCCACCUAUGUCAACCGCGUGAGGCUGCAGGAGUUAAAAGCCUUGGUUUUUGAAGCGCAAAAGGGACCGAUAAGCCUUCAGGAAGCUAUCCGAGAACAGGCGUCCACCUAUAACUCCCAGCAGAGGGACCUAAGUGACCUCAUUGCCAACCUGAGGAACAUCCUACAAGUUGUGACUGUGACAUCACAGGAAGUGGAGGGGGCUUCCUCGGCCAAAGGCAACGCGAGCGCAUCACUAAAAAUAGACCCUCUCUUAGUGUCCGUUAAGGAGCAGCUGACCUACUCUAAACAAAUAAGCUCAUUCCUUGGAAGCUUGCAACAGCAGCUUAGCAACCUGGAAAAAGGUUUAGGGCAAAUGGCCGCUGAGGUACAGAAUGUCAAGAGUGCACCUCUUCCCGCACCCAGGGAGAAACUAAUACUUAGCUCUCCAACAGAGGGAAGCAGCCAGGCCUUUGAGGCGGACGAUGUGGUCCUAGAACUGUGCAACACAGAGAGGAGGCUGGAAGCGCACAUGAAGAGGAACUCUAUCUACAGCACGGCCUUCACAUGUACUCUGUUCGCCAUCACGCUUCCCGUGCUCUAUGUGCUGCUCAAGGGGAAUUAGCCUACAGCUCAGCAGGAAAUAAUUUCCUAGGGUAAUAAAAUGACGUUCCUUGAGCAUUGACGACUCUCCUCUUCAGAUGACUUUUCAAAAGCGAUUUUGUGAAAUCGCACCAGCGGCUGGAGGUGCAUGCAAAUGUGUUGCAUUAAAAAUACCAUCUACAUGUCCUUCUUGUGUUCACUCCAGAGCUGCUUGUGGAAUUUGACCCUUCGUAGCUUCCUUUUUUUUUUUUACCCCAUUGGAGCGCAUUGCCUUGGAACCAGGUGGAUUGCCUUCAUGUCCCCCCAGGUUGAUCAUAAUGGGAGAAGCAGUUUUAGGGGCUACUGCAGCCACCCCCAACCUGGCACCCUCCAGAUGUAUUGGACUACAACUCUCAGCAUUCCCCAGACCAACACACCUGGAGCGUGCCAGUUUGGGAGAAGCUCAGCUACUGGUAGUAAAAUCAUAAGCCCUAUUCAGGUGUUCUGUACCUGAAAAUCAGUGUUCUUGCUUCCGUGGAGACUCGCCACAGAUAGAGGAGGCUCUCCUUUUGAGGCAGUUCCCUUCACAAGUAGAGAGUGAGGGAUGUGACAAAAGGAUGGGGCAAAAAUGCUCCCUCGUCGUGGGUUUGCCUGAAUGCCUGAAUAGGGUUUUACCUUGUGUACUUUUGAAGAACAAAUUAAGAGGAGUUUCAAUUUUUCAGUGAGUUAGACGGCUCUGUCUCACAGUUCCUAUGAAAUUGUAAUGUGGGUACUUUGGAAAAUUAAACAUACCAGCUAUUAA
This is a messenger RNA of Elgaria multicarinata webbii, 2129 nucleotides long. RefSeq names its product coiled-coil domain containing 51 (gene CCDC51). The record is from RefSeq and is a predicted model, not a curated record. NCBI's taxonomy places the organism in Eukaryota, Metazoa, Chordata, Lepidosauria, Squamata, Anguidae. The coding region runs from base 144 to 1370 and encodes 408 amino acids. The transcript is spliced from 4 exons.